CGAUUAAAGAUAAAAAUCACAGAGUCAUUCAUGAAAAAAAAAACUGCCGCCGCUGCCGCAACAUCAAUGGAUUUGCAUAUUUCAACCAAUUACCUUGACACUUCGGUCAGUUGAAGAUCACGUUUAUUAACGAGGCAACUAGCACUUCCAUAUUAAAUUAGAUUUGAGGCCAGUUAUUUGUGUUCGUAUGAAAACGAAACGAACACUUGAUUUUCUAUUCAAACGAUCAUCAGACUGAAAUUAAUCAAUAGCAAUCUGGUAGUCAAUUUAUCGUUCAUCAACAGCAUUAGAAACAAUAAAUCAGAAUUACAACGGCUUAAAAAAGCAUUAAAUUGGAAGUAAAGUUCUCAUCAAAAUUGCGCUUGUGAACUCUCAAGAAAACAUCGCAAGACAUGCGCAAUUAUUUCCGUAACGCGAUGUUUGUUGUUGUAUCGUUGCAGUCGUAAACAAUGGGCACUUGAUUUUGAUAUGCUGAUUAAUUGGCUUGUGGCACGGUGAGCACGCGUCUUUGACUAUUUAAUCAAUUUAUUGCCUUUUAUUCGCUGAUUCGCCCAUACAGCCCGCUUCGAAUCAGCUAGAAUAUGGUUUGUUUAGUGGAUUAUUGUGAUCAGUCGUUCUAGAAAUGCUGUACGUGCUUCAAGUAAUUUUGUUAACGCUGACGUUGGCCAGUGCGUUGCCAGCGGGGCCGGUCCAGUCAGAACAAGAGAUUUCGGAUAAUGACAUCGACAAUGAUGACUUUAGCGACGAAUUACCCUUCGAAGCUGAGUUUUAUCGAACGAGCACCGAUCGCGAUGAAUUCGUUCGUCCAAUUCCAAGUCCAAAAGAUAACGAGAUUGAUGACGGUGAUGGUGGAAUCGAAUUAAAUGUACCAACCACAUUCGUUCACACACCCAAUUGUACCUAUCAUAUCGCCAUCCGUGUGUUUUUCGAAAGCAUUGAUGAUUUGGAAAUUAAAUUGGACGGUUUAACAGUGGAAAGUGGCUCAAAGAAUAAAAUUAGUUUGAGUGAUUUUGUGCAACAGGCCCAAGUACAGGUGUUCAAUAGUAUCAAGGGCAAGAAUUUCACAAGUGAACUGAUGAACGAUGUCAUUAGUUAUCUGAGACAAGCGUUUGUCAGUGCAUUUGGAUACGAUGAUAACUGUGGCGUUUCGACCAAUGUUGUUACAUAUUUCACGAAAGAUGAUACUCAAGCUGAUCCGCCUCAGAUGAAUGAGCAAACUACUGACAUUCCAACGCAUGAUGAAGACGCACCGGGCGACACUGAUCUAAUUGAUUCUGAAACAACCACUGAAAAUGAUGGGGAUGCUACUGAAGAAUAUCAGCCGAAAACAUUGACUCGGCCCAAGCUCAGUGACAUCGUUCAAGACACAAUCGAUGUGUACAAAGCACUCAAUAACUGGAAAUAUCCACAGCAAUCUUAGUUCUUUUUCUGUUUGGGUUAGAUUUCAAAAAUAUAUAUUUAUUUUCAAUUAUUACUCAAACGAGAAAUGGUUUUUACAUUGUUCAGAAAUGAAUAAAUAUCGUUGACAAGGGAUGAUA
Sitodiplosis mosellana (orange wheat blossom midge) is the source of this 1538-nucleotide messenger RNA. RefSeq lists its product as uncharacterized. The record is from RefSeq and is a predicted model, not a curated record. The coding region runs from base 623 to 1420 and encodes 265 amino acids. The transcript is spliced from 2 exons. Lineage: Eukaryota; Metazoa; Arthropoda; Insecta; Diptera; Cecidomyiidae.